Molecule: messenger RNA, 752 nt
Organism: Nymphaea colorata (pocket water lily)
Lineage: Eukaryota; Viridiplantae; Streptophyta; Magnoliopsida; Nymphaeales; Nymphaeaceae
Product: 60S ribosomal protein L14-1-like
Exons: 5
Coding region: 138-542 (134 amino acids)
Biological process (GO): translation; ribosomal large subunit biogenesis
Cellular component (GO): cytosolic large ribosomal subunit; ribosome
Molecular function (GO): RNA binding; structural constituent of ribosome
Source: RefSeq, a predicted model, not a curated record
CUUAUCUCAGGGCGCAUAAACCCUUAAUCUUCGUCACCCACAGUCUCUCUGACUCUCCCCUCUCUCUUUCUCACGCGCGCGCCCCCCCCCCCCCCCUCUCUCUCUCUCUUUCGGCGGUCGGCCCCUAAACCUUCACCAUGCCUUUCAAACGGUAUGUGGAGAUCGGAAGGGUGGCUAUGGUCAAUUACGGGAAGGAGUAUGGGAAGCUCGUCGUCAUCGUCGAUGUUGUCGACCAAAAUCGGGCUCUUGUUGAUGCACCUGAUAUGGUCAGGGGGCAGAUGAAUUUCAAGAGACUUGUCCUGACCGACAUCAAGAUUGACAUCCCCAGGCUUCCCAAGAAGAAGUCCUUGAUCGCAGCGAUGGAGGCUGCAGAUGUCAAAAACAAGUGGGAGAACAGCUCAUGGGGAAGGAAGUUGAUUGUACAGAAAAGGAGAGCUGCCCUCACUGAUUUUGACAGAUUCAAGGUCAUGUUGGCAAAGAUCAAGAGGGCUGGCUUGAUCAGGCGAGAACUCUCAAAGUUACAAAAGGAGAGUGCGGCAUGAGGAGCGAUGCAUUUCAAUUUUGAAUCUCUCGGUUUUUUCCAGUUAAAUAGGAAAUGAUUUUUGGAGACCUCUUCUUCUUUCUUUGUGGUGUUUUGGCUGCACUGUGAUUAUUCAGAUGCUUGGCAGGACAAACGGAUUAAUCUCUAUUUUCCCUAGAAAGACUGAUGAUCAUGUGAUUUUCUGCUCUUAUUCAAUCGAAACAUUCCGCUA